Pongo pygmaeus (Bornean orangutan) is the source of this 372-nucleotide messenger RNA. RefSeq names its product defensin beta 118 (gene DEFB118). The transcript has 2 exons. The coding region runs from base 1 to 372 and encodes 123 amino acids. Gene Ontology annotation, cellular component: extracellular region. Gene Ontology annotation, biological process: innate immune response. NCBI's taxonomy places the organism in Eukaryota, Metazoa, Chordata, Mammalia, Primates, Hominidae. The record is from RefSeq and is a predicted model, not a curated record.
AUGAAACUCCUGCUGCUGGCUCUUCCUAUGCUUGUGCUCCUACCCCAAGUGAUCCCAGCCUAUAGUGGUGAAAAAAAAUGCUGGAACAGAUCAGGGCACUGCAGGAAACAAUGCAAAGAUGGAGAAGCAGUGAAAGAUACAUGCAAAAAUCUUCGAGCUUGCUGCGUUCCAUCCAAUGAAGACCACAGGCGAGUUCCUACGACAUCUCCCACACCCUUGAGUGACUCAACACGAGGAGUUAUUGAUGAUAUUUUAACAGUAAGGUUCACUACAGACUACUUUGAAGUAAGCAGCAAGAAAAAUAUGGUUGAAGAGUCUGAGGUGGGACAGGGAACGCAGACCUCUCUUCCAAAUGUUCACCAUAGCUCAUGA